Molecule: messenger RNA, 529 nt
Organism: Equus quagga
Lineage: Eukaryota; Metazoa; Chordata; Mammalia; Perissodactyla; Equidae
Product: tumor protein 63-like
Exons: 4
Coding region: 62-529 (155 amino acids)
Source: RefSeq, a predicted model, not a curated record
UAUAUGUGUAUAUGUUAUGUAAUUGUUCUCCAUUUGUUCAUAUCAAAGAGAAUUGAAGGAAAUGAAUUUUGAAACUUCACGGUGUGCCACCCUACAGUACUGUCCCGACCCUUACAUCCAGCGGUUUGUAGAAACCCCAGCUCAUUUCUCUUGGAAAGAAAGUUAUUACCGAUCCACCAUGUCCCAGAGCACACAGACAAGUGAAUUCCUCAGUCCAGAGGUUUUUCAGCAUAUCUGGGAUUUUCUGGAACAGCCCAUUUGUUCAGUUCAGCCCAUUGACUUGAACUUUGUGGAUGAACCUUCAGAAAAUGGUGCGACAAACAAGAUUGAGAUUAGCAUGGACUGUAUCCGCAUGCAGGACUCGGACCUGAGUGACCCCAUGUGGAGAGGAUGGUACCAGCCCAAGAUUUUACAGCUGGUAGAGACAGAAUCAGAACCAGAGUCUAGAUCUGAAUUCUUUCCAAAGCACUUUCCACUAUGGCAAAACACCUCUCUCAUGGAAUUAUCUUUCUUUAAUGAAGGAGGAUGA